AUGCAUUAUAAUAAGAAUAAUCCAAAUUUUCUUCUGUCCAUAAUAUCUUCGUUCGGGAAUAUAACAAAAGGAAAGAGUUUCUUUAAAAAAUCGUUCAAAGAAAAGGAAAUAAAAUUAAGAAGCAACAAAUUUACAGCGCAUAUUUUUUUCAAAUCUGUUUUUAUUGCAUUAGUUUUAUCUUUGUAUUACCUUUUCCUACAAAACAUAAAAACAUUUACAGAAAAUAAAUAUUCGCAUUCACACUUAAAUAACAGACAUUCGAGGAUAUUAUAUCAAGAAAUUUCUCCAUUUUUAAAAGGAUCCCGAGCUCCUAAUGCUAUCGAAAAACAGAAGAAAAACCCAUUUCCAUAUAAACAUAAUGAUAAUAACAGUUCUUUUGGAAACUUGGAUAAACAGAAUGAAGACUUAAAGAAGAAAAUUUCAAAUGACAAUCAAUUGAAAACCAAGACAGGGAAGCAGGAAGAAUACAAUAAAAACGACAUCAUGUUCAGUUGUGCAAAUAUUGGUAAUUGCGAAGAUGUAACAGAAGAUGAAUUAAGCGAUAAAUUAAAUAACAUAAAGGGGGCUGUUAAUGGCAAAACGAUGAAUCUUGUAUGGAAAUAUGUAAAUUAUCAUGAGAACGUAAAUUCUGCUCGAAUGCGACAAGAAAUACAGAAUUAUUGUAAAUUGGUAGCUGAACAUUAUAACAUACCAGAAGAAUUUGAAUCGAAAAAAUGCAAAUAUGUAGAUGAUAAAAUAACGAAUAAACUACUAAGAAAAGAACGUUUUGAUUUUAAAAAUAUAGAGGAUUUUGCUAAGGAAGAUAUUUGUGCAAGGUGGGAAUUUCUGAGGUACAUCAAACUGAAGAGAAGGUCGUGGAAAGAAGUACGGGAAUCCUCAAAGGAAAAGUGGGAAAACUAUAUAAAUGACGUAUUCAAAAAUUAUAAAGCUAAAAAGUCAAUCUGUAAAUGUGGCGCUGAUAAAAAAGGGUUCUGCCUCUGCCGAUGGAAACCCAAACACUGA
Molecule: messenger RNA, 1002 nt
Organism: Plasmodium knowlesi strain H
Lineage: Eukaryota; Apicomplexa; Aconoidasida; Haemosporida; Plasmodiidae
Product: Plasmodium exported protein (PHIST), unknown function
Exons: 2
Coding region: 1-1002 (333 amino acids)
Source: RefSeq, a predicted model, not a curated record